Messenger RNA from Triticum urartu, 2443 nucleotides. Its product is annotated as CSC1-like protein ERD4. NCBI's taxonomy places the organism in Eukaryota, Viridiplantae, Streptophyta, Magnoliopsida, Poales, Poaceae. Gene Ontology annotation, cellular component: plasma membrane. Gene Ontology annotation, molecular function: calcium-activated cation channel activity. The record is from RefSeq and is a predicted model, not a curated record.
CCCACCACGCGUCCACGCCAGGGCACACCAAAGCAUCCAAUGCUCACCCCUUUCCACCCAUUACUACCCUCCACCACUAACCCCCUCACAACCCUCCCGGAGGAGCGGCGGCGGCGGCGAGAUGGACAUCCCGUCGUUCGUGACGUCGAUUCUGACGUCCUUGGCCGUCUUCGUGGUGCUGGUCCUGGUGUUCACGUGGCUGUCGCGGCGGCCGGGGAACGCGACGGUGUACUACCCGAGCUUGCUGCUGCGGGGGCUCGACCCGUGGGAGGGGCGCGGGCGGGGCACGCGCAGCCCGGUGGGCUGGAUCCGCCAGGCGUUCACGGCGUCCGAGCCCGACGUCGUCGCCGCCGGCGGAGUCGACGCCGCCGUCUACCUCGUCUUCCUCUCGUCCAUGUUUGCAAUCCUUGCUUUUGCCGGGAUUGUGUUGCUUCCAGUUCUGUUGCCAAUUGCUGGAACUGAUAAUGCCCUGGAGGAUUCUACUGGCAGAAUGCCGUCCAACGUCACACAUUUCGAAAUAUUGUCAUUGGCCAAUAUUGAAGACCGAAGUAUGAGGCUGUGGGCAUUCAUAUCAGCAGUCUAUUGGGUCUCCUUUGUCACCUAUUUCAUACUAUGGAGAUCCUACAAGCAUGUUUCGAAUCUGAGAGCAGCUGCAAGAUCAACAUCAGAGGUUAAACCACAGGAGUUUGCCAUGUUGGUGAGAGAUGUUCCCAUUCCACCUCCUAAUCAAACUAUAAAGGACUCGGUGGACUCGUAUUUCCGAGCACUUCAUCCUGACACAUUCUACAAAGCAAUGGUUGUGACAGACAUCACCAAGGUUGAUAAAAUUUUCCAAGAGAUUGAAGGUCACAAACACAAAAUUGCUCAUGCUGAAGCUGUCUAUGCAGAAUCAAAAACAGCAAACAGACCUGAGGGCACGAGGCCUACUCAUAAGACGGGAUUCCGUGGCCUUAUCGGUAAAAAGGUCGACACGAUUGAGUAUUGUAAUGAACAGAUAAAGGAAUUGCUGCCCAAACUAGAGGAUGAACGGAAGAGCGCCCUCAGUGAGAAACAGCAACGGGCUGCCUUCGUCUUCUUCAAUAGUAGAGCUGCUGCGGCCUCAGCAUCUCAGACUCUCCAUGCCCAGAUGUUUGAUGAAUGGACUGUUACAGAAGCUCCUGAACCACGUGAGGUAAUAUGGGCCAAUCUUCCAAGGAAAAUAUAUGACAGGCACACCAGACAGACGGUGGUCUAUCUCAUUGUCUUCGUUACCGUUGCCUUCUACAUGAUUCCCAUCACUGCCAUCUCUGCCGUUACAACGCUUGAAAAACUGAGGGAGAAGCUGCCCUUUCUGAAGGUGGUUGUGGACCAGCCGUUUGUUAAGACGGUCUUACAGGCUUACCUGCCGCAGAUCGCGCUUAUUGUUUUCCUCGCCGUGCUGCCAACUCUUCUUGUGUUCCUGUCAAAGUCCGAAGGGAUUCCUUCACAGAGCCAUGUGGUGAGGGCGGCAUCGGGAAAAUAUUUCUACUUCAUCGUCUUCAAUGUCUUCAUUGGCUACGCAAUUGGUUCCUCAUUGUUCAGCGCUUUGGAAAAAGUUAUCAAGAACCCUACUGGGAUUUUUAUGACGCUUGCCACCAGGCUUCCCGGAACUGCAACUUUCUUCUUCACGUUCGUUGCACUCAGAUGCUUUGUUGGUUAUGGGCUUGAGCUCUCUCGUUUGGUCCCUCUCAUCAUUUUCCACCUGAAAAGGAAGUACAUAUGCAAGACAGAGGACGAGGUGAGAGCGGCAUGGGUUCCAGGGAACCUGAGGUAUAACACCAGGGUUCCCAACGACAUGCUCAUCGUGACAAUUGUGCUGUGCUACUCCGUCAUCACGCCUUUGAUUUUGCCAUUCGGUGUUGCUUACUUUGCUCUGGGUUGGCUUAUAGCAAAAAACCAGGUUUUGAGAGUUUAUGUUCCGAGUUAUGAGAGCAACGGGCGAAUGUGGCCACACAUGCACACAAGGAUCAUUGCAGCUCUCAUGAUCUAUCAGGCUACCAUGAUUGGUAUCAUCAGCCUGAAAAAAUUCUACUAUUCUACAAUCCUCACACCACUCCUGGUGAUAAGCUUAAUCUUCGCCCGCACAUGCCAUGCACGCUUCUAUCCUGCAUUCGCCAAAACCCCUCUCGAGGUGGCAAGUCAGCAGCUGAAAGAGACGCCCAACAUGAGCGCCAUUUACACUGCGUACAUCCCUCCUUGCCUCAAGCCCGAGAAGCUCGAAGAUGUGCAAGUCUUUGAAGACACUCAGUCACGCACCACCUCCAGAGCUCCGUCCUUUUAAUGUAACUAGCAAAGGUGCAAGCGCUACGCACGUUAAUAUUUAGUCAAUAUAUUAAUUGCACGCGGAUAUUAGGUAUGAUAUUAUUUGUGUGUUAAUCCUGUGAUUAGUGCAAUAUUUGAUAUGAUAUUAAUUACACGUUCAUCA